GCGGGACGGGAAGGGGGGGGGGGGGGAGCUCGAAUGGCGGAGGCGCUGCGCGAUGCUGCGCUGGGUCGCGGCCGUGCUGAGACGCUCGUGUCUCGCCCCCAGGGCCGGCAGCAUGUUCUACGCGGUGCGCACGGGCCGGCGGAGCGGCGUGUACCGCACGUGGGCUGAGUGCCGCGAGCAGGUGAAUCGGUUCCCCGCCGCCUGCUUCAAGAAGUUCAACACCGAAGAGGACGCCUGGGCCUUCGUCAGGCAGCGCCCCGAGGCGGCAGGGGCAGACAAUCCUCCAGCUGUAACACAGGAAAAUGAUAGCCAGGGAGAGGAACCAGAAAUAAAUACCUUGUGUUGCAAUGCUUGCAAAAGGCCGUUCGAACAGUCUACAAACGAAGAACACAUCGCAAAACGUGUAAAGCAUGAAGAAGUACACUCGGAGCCGACAGUCAGUGAAGAUAAAUUUUCAUACAUGGGCGACUUUACAGUUGUUUAUACGGAUGGUUGUUGCUCAGGUAAUGGACGUAACAGGGCACGUGCUGGAAUAGGCGUCUACUGGGGGCCAGGCCACCCUUUAAAUACCAGUGAAAGACUUCCUGGACGGCAGACUAAUCAAAGAGCAGAAAUACAUGCAGCCUGCAAAGCAAUAGAGCAAGCAAAGAGUCAGAACAUCAAGAAACUAAUUAUCUACACUGACAGCCAGUUCACUAUUAAUGGUAUUACGAGCUGGGUUGACAACUGGAAAACAAAUGGCUGGAGAACAAGUUCAGGAGCAAGUGUAAUAAAUAAAGAAGAUUUUCAAAGACUUGAUAAUCUAUCGAAAGGCAUAGAAAUUCAGUGGAUGCAUAUUCCCGGUCACGCUGGCUUCCAAGGAAAUGAAGAAGCUGAUAGACUAGCAAGAGAAGGAGCCAGUAAACAACUGUCGUGAUGGACUCGGGCGCGUGACUGGAAGGAAGAAGGCUUACAUUCACGGUGACAAAUUGAACUGCUGUAAUGGUCUCAGAGUUAAACUUUGAACUGUGCUUCUUUCUGGCCUGAAGUAUUAAAUGUACACCUACUUCUGGGGAGGAGAAAAACAUGUUUUCUUCUACACGUUUGCUUUACAAUCAAGUCACUAUUUAGUUGAUGGAAAGGAGUGUUUGCUUUGUCUCCAUCUUAUUGAAGAGCUGUUGUCAGUGUUUUCAGCUGUAGACUUCCGACUUCACCAUAAAGACAGGCUUAAGAAUAUUAAAUCUUUAUCCUAAAGAGUUCUGUAUUUUCCUCUUAGUGAAAUAAAUUGAUUUUUUUUA
This is a messenger RNA of Cuculus canorus (common cuckoo), 1277 nucleotides long. It is a transcript of the gene RNASEH1, whose product is annotated as ribonuclease H1. The coding region runs from base 53 to 916 and encodes 287 amino acids. Gene Ontology annotation, molecular function: RNA-DNA hybrid ribonuclease activity; nucleic acid binding; magnesium ion binding. The transcript has 8 exons. Lineage: Eukaryota; Metazoa; Chordata; Aves; Cuculiformes; Cuculidae. The record is from RefSeq and is a predicted model, not a curated record. Gene Ontology annotation, biological process: DNA replication, removal of RNA primer.